AUAACCAGCUAAACAUUAUGAGGGGACGUGGAUAUGAUCCCUUUGCACCAGUGGAUAUGCAAAAGGUUAAGAUUCUGGAUGAUUGGUUGCAGUUAGACGAGGAAUAUCCAAUAGGCUCUCAAAACAAUGGUGUAGAAUUCUUUAAAAUUCUCCGAACUCCUCAAAACUGGCUUAAUGAAGAGAUACUUAUUUCACCGUCGUGUGGACCCGAAGUUAUAAUGAGUUUUUAUCAGCGCAAGAUCUGCCUAUUUUCCCCAAUGGAGCACAUGAUUAUUGUUCUGGAAAACUACCAGCAUUUGCAGGGACUGGGAAAAAGUGGAUGAUCGACGUUGAUUAUAUUACGGUGUUCUCUUUGUCAAUAACAACCAC
Messenger RNA from Brassica oleracea var. oleracea, 369 nucleotides. RefSeq lists its product as uncharacterized. The record is from RefSeq and is a predicted model, not a curated record. The coding region runs from base 18 to 323 and encodes 101 amino acids. NCBI's taxonomy places the organism in Eukaryota, Viridiplantae, Streptophyta, Magnoliopsida, Brassicales, Brassicaceae. The transcript has 3 exons.